Danaus chrysippus (African queen) is the source of this 723-nucleotide messenger RNA. The record is from the annotation of a GenBank genome assembly. NCBI's taxonomy places the organism in Eukaryota, Metazoa, Arthropoda, Insecta, Lepidoptera, Nymphalidae.
AUGGUUCGCCAAUCCGGCCACGGGAUGGAGACCACUUUUUAUGACGAACAAUAUCCCCUGAGCGGUCCCGUGGAUAGUUUGAAGCGGACUUUGACAUUGGACUUGGAUUUCGGUAGGGGCGGGAAGAGAUCGCGAGGAGGUGCACCUGUCCUGUCUUCACCCGACCUGCAACUUCUAAAGUUGGGCUCGCCGGAGCUGGAGAAGCUAAUCAUGCAGAACGGCAUGAUAACGACAGCCACGCCGACCCCCGGCGGGGCCGUGCUGUUCCCCGCCGUGGCCCCUACGGAGGAGCAGGAGCUAUACGCGCGCCCAUUCGUCGAGGCGUUGGACAAGCUGCACCACAAUGAGCCCCCGCCGCACGCGAGGCGCGUCUACGCAGACUUAGAUCGCCCGCUAGACCGAUAUCCCACGCCCGUCGUCAAAGACGAGCCGCAGACGGUGCCCAGCGCCUCCAGCUCGCCGCCGCUCUCACCCAUCGACAUGGACACGCAGGAGAGGAUCAAACUAGAACGGAAGAGGCAGAGGAACCGAGUGGCGGCUUCCAAGUGCAGACGGCGAAAGCUGGAACGUAUCUCUAAACUGGAAGAGAAGGUGAAGCUGUUGAAGGGCGAGAAUGUGGAGCUGGCGCAGAUGGUGGUGAAGCUGAAGGACCACGUGUCGCGACUGAAGCAGCAGGUGCUGGAGCACGCCAACAGCGGCUGCCACAUCGACACGCACUUCUGA